Pararge aegeria (speckled wood butterfly) is the source of this 2161-nucleotide messenger RNA. RefSeq names its product zinc finger protein 83-like. The coding region runs from base 110 to 1930 and encodes 606 amino acids. Lineage: Eukaryota; Metazoa; Arthropoda; Insecta; Lepidoptera; Nymphalidae. Gene Ontology annotation, molecular function: zinc ion binding. The transcript has 5 exons. Gene Ontology annotation, cellular component: nucleus. The record is from RefSeq and is a predicted model, not a curated record.
UUUUUUACUUCUUUCAUUUUGUGGAAUUUGGACUUUUUAUUUAUGCAAAAUAAACGCUAAGUGCAGUUCGGGUAUUGCAAAUUUAGAAGUCAGAACAGUUAUUAUUGCAAUGGCUUCCGAGACUAAGAUAAAAUGUUGUCGCACUUGUUUGAAAGAAGAUUCUUUGAUGUUUGAUCUUUUCUUAGAGAGGUUAGAAUCUUCAAACUUAGCGGAUAUGCUUGUAUCUUGCACUAAAUUAAAAAUCCGAGAAGAUGAUUCCCUCCCAAAACAAAUAUGUAGAUAUUGCUAUAAUUGCCUUGUAUCUUUUUCUCACUUUUGCAAUAUGGCACAGAAGGCUGAAGAUAAACUUAAGGAAGCAAUGUUAAAUAGCGAAGGAUUCAAUCAUAAUUCUGAAGGUGAUACAUUUGAAAUUAAAAUAGAAAAUAAUAUUCACGAUGACAUAUUUGACACUCAUGAAGGAAAUUAUGAUAACCAUUUGAAUUUAGAUGAAAAUAAAAAUUCAGAAACUUGUAAUUCAAAUAACGAUUGUAAAGUUAGCAAGGAUAAAGCAGAGAGUAAAUUAAAUUGUUUGUAUUGUAAUAAACAUUUCAGUAAACUCUCUAAGUUGAAAAAUCAUGAAGAAAAGCAUUUUAAUAAAAGUAGAUGUAGCAUAGUGUCAAAACACAAUGAUAACGCAGUGCCAUUCAAUGGUGGAAAUCCAGAUUUAAAUGUUAAAAGUGAUUCAACAAAUACAGAUUUGAUAUGUAUUAUUUGUUCUUCCAGAUUUGAAUCAAUGAAUUUGUGUUCAGCUCAUAUGAAAAGCCAUGAAGAAAAAAAUUGGGAAAUAUCCUGUGACCAAUGCAGCAAAGUAUUUAAAAAAGUUAAUCAUUUAAAACAUCACAAAAUGAUCCACAAUGAUACAUGCUCCCAUAUUGAUUUGUUGCAUACAAUGACACCUAAGGAAAAUGUGAAUACAAAUAUAUGUGGAUCUAAUUCGGAUCAGUUUCAAUGCAGCAAAUGUUUGUUGACAUUUAAGAAUAUUAAUUCACUAUCGGCUCAUAUGAGGAAGCAUACCGAAAAAGGAAGAGUCAUAUCUUGCAAAGAAUGCAAUAAGGUUUUUAAAAAGCUCAGUCAUUUAAAACGACACGAGGUACAACAUGAAAUUAACUGCCCAUACAAAUGUACAGUUUGUCCAAAAUCUUUACCAACGGAAGAUGCAUUAAGAGAUCACUUAAAUAAACACAGAGGGGUUAAACCUCACGGAUGUCCAGUUUGUGGGAAGAAAUUCUCCCAUUUAUCAACUUUAACGGUGCAUCUAAAGAUACACACUCGUGAUAAAUCGUUCUUGUGUCCAACUUGUGGUAAAAAGUUUGACUCCAGUACUAAUUUGAAUCAGCAUAUAUCAAGGCAUAUUGGAUUGAAGGAGUUUGCUUGCACAUUGUGUCCUAAAAGAUUUGUUAGUAAAGGUGAGCUAAAAUCGCAUACAAUAACGCACACAGGCGAGCGUUCGUACACAUGUGAUCAAUGUGGUGCGACGUUUACCAAACGCAGUUCACUGUCGAAGCACAAAAUACGACAUCUGGGACUCAAACCGUACCAGUGUGCUACAUGCUUAAUGAGAUUCACAUGCAAGGACCAUUUGAAAAGGCAUUACCGCAUUCACACUGGCGAGAAACCGUACAAAUGCGACAUGUGUGAUAGGGCCUUUACCCAGAGCAACGACCUCGUCAAACAUCGUCGCUCUCAUGUAGGAGAAAAAGUGUAUAAAUGCCCCCAAUGUACCGAGAGUUUCCGCCUCAACGUCGAGCUGCGUCAACACAUUUCGGAGCACUUUAUCUCCUUACAAAGUUCUUUUGCCGUCGGUUCUUGUCCAGUUGACGGAGUUCAGUCGGGGGGUACAGGCCUCGAGGCUAAGCCCCCUUGUCCAGAUGUGACCUCACAAGUUGUGUAGCUGGGAAAAAAGAAGAAAAAAGAAAGAUUCUUUUAGGGAGUAAAACACAAAUAAAUUAGUAACGGUACCAGUUCCCUUAAAGCCUUGCAUAUUAUAUCGAUUCAACUUUCGACUCUACUGUAAUUAAAGUAUGAGCAUUAUGUCAUGUGAAAUUAGGAAACUUUAAUAUCACGAAAACUUUGUAUGCUGUAGUGAAUUAAAUUUUAAUUCGACUAAAUAUAAAAAAUAUCA